Molecule: messenger RNA, 2069 nt
Organism: Vidua macroura (Pin-tailed whydah)
Lineage: Eukaryota; Metazoa; Chordata; Aves; Passeriformes; Viduidae
Gene: GALT
Product: galactose-1-phosphate uridylyltransferase
Exons: 11
Coding region: 79-1344 (421 amino acids)
Biological process (GO): beta-D-galactose catabolic process via UDP-galactose, Leloir pathway
Cellular component (GO): cytoplasm
Molecular function (GO): zinc ion binding; UDP-glucose:hexose-1-phosphate uridylyltransferase activity
Source: RefSeq, a predicted model, not a curated record
CGCAGCCCCUGCAACAGCAGCGCCAGCGCGCCCAGCGCCAGCCCGGCCCACAGCGCUCGCCGCCCCCACGCAGCGCCCAUGCCGCGCUCCACCGCCCCGGCACCGGGAGCGGGACCCGGGCCGGGACCGCCCCCGCCGCGGCCACGCCACACACGGCUAGAGCGGCUGCGCCGGCGCGGCGCGGCGGGGCGGGGCGGGGCCGGAGGCUGGAAGGGGCCGAUCCCUCCGGGUUUCUGGGAGUGGGGAGGCAUGGAGCCGUCGCUGGCCGGGGCAGCGGAGGGAGGCGACCGCUUCCGCGCCAGCGAGCACCAGCACGUUCGGUACAACCCGCUGCGGGACGACUGGGUGCUGGUAUCGGCCCACCGGGUAAAGCGCCCUUGGCAGGGUCAGCUUGAGAAGCCGCCCCCUGAGGAUGUGCCCCGCUGGGACCCCAAGAACCCCCUCUGCCCUGGGGCCACCCGGGCCAACGGCGAGGUGAACCCCAAGUACGAGGGUACUUUCAUCUUCCCAAAUGACUUUCCUGCACUGCAGCCUGAUGCUCCAGAGCCUGAUGACAGUGAUCACCCCUUGUUUCGAGCUGCCCCAGCCCGGGGUGUAUGCAAAGUGAUGUGUUUCCACCCCUGGUCGGACCUGACGCUGCCCCUCAUGUCCCUGACAGAGAUCCGGGCUGUCAUCGAUGCAUGGGCAGAGCUGGUGACGGAGCUGGGUGCUUCCUACCCCUGGGUGCAGAUCUUCGAGAACAAGGGAGCGAUGAUGGGUUGCUCCAACCCACACCCCCACUGCCAGGUGUGGGCCAGCAGCUUCCUCCCAAACGAGGCACAUCUAGAGGACCGGACCCAGCGCCAGCACCUGAGCCAGCAUGGCAUGCCCAUGCUGCUGGAGUACGCUGAGCAGGAGGCUCGCCGAAAGGAACGGCUGGUGGUGGAAAAUGCAGACUGGCUGGUUGUGGUGCCAUACUGGGCUACCUGGCCCUACCAGACCCUGCUGCUGCCCCGCCACCAUGUCUGUCGCCUCCAGGACCUCAGUGACAGUGAGAAGGACAGCCUGGCCUCCAUCAUGCAGAGGCUGCUCAUCAAGUACGACAAUCUCUUCGAAGUCUCCUUCCCCUACUCCAUGGGCUGGCAUGGAGCCCCCACAGGCCCCUACCUGGAGGAGGACUGCAGGCACUGGCAGCUCCAUGCCCACUACUACCCGCCACUGCUGCGCUCCGCCACUGUCCGCAAGUUCAUGGUGGGAUACGAGAUGCUGGCGCAGGUGCAGAGGGACCUCACCCCGGAGCAGGCAGCUGAGCGCCUGAGGAGCCUCCCUGAGGUGCACUACAAGAAGAGGGCUGAGGAGGUGUGAUGGGGAGCAGCAGAGCAUCCAGUCCUCGGAUGUGAGUGUGAGGAGGGGGUCUUACUGCUUCCCACCACUACCUGAAGGGAGGUCAUAGCCAAGUGGGGGUUGGUCUUUUCUCACAGGUAACUAAAGGUAGGAUGAGAGGGGGCAGCCUGAAGUUGUGUUAGGGGAGGUUUAAAUUGGAUGUUGGGGAAAAUUUCUUCACCGAAAAGGUGGUCAGACAUUGGAACAGGCUGCCCACAGAAGUGGUGAAAUCACUGUUGCCUGGAAGUAUUAAAAAAAAGUGUAAAUGUGGCACUUAGGGACAUGGUGUAAUGAUGGGCUUGACAGUGCUGCACUUACAGUAGAGGUUUAAGAUUGCAUCGUUUGGUGUGCUCGGUGAGGCCACAAGUCAGCUGGGAGUGGUGACAACUGAGGUCUGGGAAUUCAUGUCAGUUGUGAGCCCUUUGAGCUCCCAGAUUCUCCUGAACCUUGUCAUGGCUUGGGUGGUUUUUGGGACUGGUUUUACCUGUCUGGGGACUCAGGGCCUAAUUCUGUGGCAUCCUUGUGUAGGUGGUGUUCCUUAUCUCUUUCAGCAUCCCAGGCUCUGUCUUCUGCACCCAUGGCAUGCUCCUACCACCACUAAAGGGCUUACCCUCCUUAUCAGUCCAGUCUCACUGGUGGGACUGGGACGAUUUCUGCCUUGUGGAGGGGCACAACACCCCUGGACAAUAAAACCUGGAAGCAAAGUG